Messenger RNA from Anneissia japonica, 726 nucleotides. Its product is annotated as meiotic nuclear division protein 1 homolog. Gene Ontology annotation, biological process: reciprocal meiotic recombination. The record is from RefSeq and is a predicted model, not a curated record. The transcript has 5 exons. Lineage: Eukaryota; Metazoa; Echinodermata; Crinoidea; Comatulida; Comatulidae. Gene Ontology annotation, molecular function: double-stranded DNA binding. The coding region runs from base 1 to 549 and encodes 182 amino acids. Gene Ontology annotation, cellular component: nucleus.
AUGGCAACAAUUCCAUUGGUGGUCAGUGAGAAGGGAAGAGAAGAAGAGCGAGGUGGAGAUGGUAUGUCAGUGAAGGAGGUUGUUCAGAGUCUAGUGGAUGAUGCAAUGGUUGAUACUGAUCGUAUUGGAACUUCUAAUUAUUUCUGGGCUUUUCCAAGUAAAGCUUCCCAAACUAGAAAGCGAAAAAUAUUGGACCUUUCAGAGGCUUUAGAACAAAGUGAGACAAAACACAAGGUUACAAAGAAGAAAAUACAGGAAGCUGUUAAAGGAAAAGAAGAUAGUGAUGAAAGGACAGAUGUAUUGAAGGAAUUACAAGAAAAGGAAAAGCGAUUAGCAGAAGUUUCGGCGGAGUUGGAAAGGUUUCGAGAUUGUGAUCCUGAAGUGAUGGAUAAUAUGAAGAAAGAGAGUAAAACAGCGUUGGAAGCAGCCAAUCGUUGGACAGAUAAUAUAUUUUCAAUUCAGAGCUGGUGCCGGAAGAAAUUUUCCAUCGAAACGAAGAAGUUGAACAAACAGUUCGGCAUCCCUGAAGAUUUUGAUUAUAUUGAAUAGAUACUUAUUACAUAAAGUGUAAAUAAUUGUUUGUAUGAGUGUAGAGAUUCUACCAGUUUAGCAGUUCCAAGUUUAAAAUUAAUUAGCAUUUUAUGAAGGCCUGUAUAUAUUUAGAAAUGUUUUGUAUUUCAUUAGUGUUUUUUAAGAGAUGAUUAAAAUUCACUUUGUUUAAUAUAU